Bombina bombina (fire-bellied toad) is the source of this 7086-nucleotide messenger RNA. It is a transcript of the gene ZBTB25, whose product is annotated as zinc finger and BTB domain containing 25. Gene Ontology annotation, molecular function: protein binding. NCBI's taxonomy places the organism in Eukaryota, Metazoa, Chordata, Amphibia, Anura, Bombinatoridae. Gene Ontology annotation, biological process: negative regulation of transcription by RNA polymerase II; regulation of immune system process; regulation of cytokine production. The record is from RefSeq and is a predicted model, not a curated record. The coding region runs from base 84 to 1352 and encodes 422 amino acids. The transcript has 3 exons.
CAGAGACUGCGCAGUAGACGCAGCGACCUUAGCGACCGGAGUGCGUGUGCGAGGGUGAAAGAGAGCUGGCUGUGCACGAAGCCAUGGAUUCCUCAAGCCACAGUCUGCUACUGCUACAGCAGCUGAAUAUGCAGCGGGAGUUUGGCUUCCUCUGUGACUGCACAGUUGCUAUUGGGGACGUGUAUUUUAAAGCUCAUAGACCAGUGCUUGCUGCUUUUUCAAACUAUUUCAAGAUGAUAUUCAUCCAUCAGUCCAGUGAAUGUAUAAAAAUCCAGCCAGCCGAUAUUCAGCCUGACGUAUUCAGCUAUCUCUUGCAUGUCAUGUACACCGGGAAAAGCCCAAAGCAAUCUGUAGAUCAUAUCAGACUAGAGGAUGGAAUUCGAUUUCUUCAUGCAAACAUCCUUUCCAAUUCUUCCCAUGAGACUUCCCAAGUUUUGGCAUCUGAAAUCAUCCACUCUAACUUAUAUGGAAUUCAGAUCUCUACGGCGCACAGCACACCAAAGGAAACUGUUAAUGUAACGGACAAAGCAUCAAACACAGUGAGGUCAAGCGCACAAGGAGAACACCCCCACCUACAGCUGUCUCUUGCUAUUGGUCUGGAAGACGUGGACCAACAACAGCAAAGGGCGCACUUUCAUGAACAGGGAGGUGCACCUGGGAAGGCCAUGGAAGAGAUUCAUCAUAAUAUAAAGCAGGAAAUGUGUGAAUCAGAAGCAGUGAGAUCACCCCAUGGGUCUUUGCCAUCUUCAGAAGAUACUGAGGUUGCGUUUCCGAAGACUGGCAGUAGGAUGCAUUCAUGCCAUUACUGUGGUGAAUGUUUUGAAUCUCGGAUUCAUUUAAAGGAACACCUACACAUCCACGUAUCUCAGGCUCUCCCGUUUGGUGUACCGGCUUCCAUUCUAGAAAGCGAUGACCUUGGAGAGGUGCGCCCCAUACUUGAAAACAUAGAAAACAUGGAGGGCUACCGGCUUAGUAACUGCCUGCUGAACCGUAGUGAGGAACCACCACAGCACGCCAGUCGCCAGGAGCAACUGCAGCUCAGUCAGGUGUCUUUUUUAUCAAAGGACUCUGAUCCUAUAGAGUUAAACUGCAACUUCUCAUUUUUAAGAAAAAGGAAACUGAGCUGCACAUUGUGUGGACAUUCGUUUGUCAGGAGAAACCAGCUGUUGGAUCAUAUGUACUCACACAAACUGAGCCGAUCCCAUAAACCGGGCGAUCAGGCUGAGCAGACAGUAUCAGCAUAUUGCAGCAGUUUGGUCGAGAACUCUCAGAAAUGCUCAGACACAUCACAGUUGUACUCUGGGGAAUGGGACCCUCCGCAAGAAGCUGUAGAAGCAGUUUUAGUAGAAUAGUAGUUUGUGAAUGUGUAUUGUUUGUAUGAUAUAUUUUGUUUAUUUGUGUGUGAUUGUGUAAAUGUAUGUGUGUGUGAUUGUGUGUAUGUGUGUAUUUAUAUGUGUACGUAUGUGUGAUUGUGUGAAUUUACUGUGUGUAUGUAUGUGUGUGUGAUUGUGUAUAUGUAUGUGUGUAUUUAUAUGUGUACAUAUGUGUGAUUGUGUAAAUGUACUGUAUGUGUGUGUGAUUGUGUGUGUGUAUAUCUGCACGUAUGUGUGAUUGUGUAUAUGUGUGUAUUUAUAUGUGUACGUGUGUGUGAUUGUGUAAAUGUACUGUAUGUGUGUGGGUGAUUGUGUGUGUGCAUUUGUACGUGUGUAUAUCUGCACGUAUGUGUGAUUGUGUGUGUGUGUAUAUCUGCACGUAUGUGUGAUUGUGUGUAUGUGUGUAUUUAUAUGUGUACGUAUGUGUGAUUGUGUAAAUUUACUGUGUGUAUGUAUGUGUGUGUGAUUGUGUAUAUGUAUGUGUGUAUUUAUAUGUGUACAUAUGUGUGAUUGUGUAAAUGUACGGUAUGUGUGUGUGAUUGUGUGUGUGUGUAUAUCUGCACGUAUGUGUGAUUGUGUAUAUGUGUGUAUUUAUAUGUGUACGUAUGUGUGAUUGUGUAAAUGUACUGUAUGUGUGAGUGUGAUUGUGUGUGUGCAUUUGUACGUGUGUAUAUCUGCACGUAUGUGUGAUUGUGUGUGUGUGUAUAUCUGCACGUAUGUGUGAUUGUGUGUAUUUAUAUGUGUACGUAUGUGUGAUUGUGUAAAUGUACUGUUUGUGUGUGUGUGUAUAUCUGCACGUAUGUGUGAUUGUGUGUGUGUGUAUAUCUGCACGUAUGUGUGAUUGUGUGUAUGUGUGUAUUUAUAUGUGUACGUAUGUGUGAUUGUGUAAAUUUACUGUGUGUAUGUAUGUGUGUGUGAUUGUGUAUAUGUAUGUGUGUAUUUAUAUGUGUACAUAUGUGUGAUUGUGUAAAUGUACUGUAUGUUUGUGUGCAUUUGUACGUGUGUAUAUCUGCACGUAUGUGUGAUUGUGUAUAUGUGUGUAUUUAUAUGUGUACGUAUGUGUGAUUGUGUAAAUGUACUGUAUGUGUGAGUGUGAUUGUGUGUGUGCAUUUGUACGUGUGUAUAUCUGCACGUAUGUGUGAUUGUGUGUGUGUGUAUAUCUGCACGUAUGUGUGAUUGUGUGUAUUUAUAUGUGUACGUAUGUGUGAUUGUGUAAAUGUACUGUUUGUGUGUGUGUGUAUAUCUGCACGUAUGUGUGAUUGUGUGUAUUUAUAUGUGUACGUAUGUGUGAUUGUGUAAAUGUACUGUUUGUGUGUGUGUGUAUAUAUUUGUACGUGUGUAUAUCUGCACGUAUGUGUGAUUGUGUGUAUUUAUAUGUGUACGUGUGUGUGAUUGUGUAAAUGUACUGUAUGUGUGUAUAUAUAUAUUUGUACGUGUGUAUAUCUGCACGUAUGUGUGAUUGUGUGUAUUUAUAUGUGUACGUGUGUGUGAUUGUGUAAAUGUACUGUAUGUGUGUAUAUAUAUAUUUGUACGUGUGUAUAUCUGCACGUAUGUGUGAUUGUGUGUAUUUAUAUGUGUACGUAUGUGUGAUUGUGUAAAUGUACUGUAUGUGUGUGUGAUUGUGUGUGUGUGUGUAUAUCUGCACGUAUGUGUGAUUGUGUGUAUGUGUGUAUUUAUAUGUGUACGUGUGUGUGAUUGUGUAAAUGUACUGUAUGUGUGUAUAUAUAUAUUUGUACGUGUGUAUAUCUGCACGUAUGUGUGAUUGUGUGUAUUUAUAUGUGUACGUAUGUGUGAUUGUGUAAAUGUACUGUAUGUGUGUGUGAUUGUGUGUGUGUGUGUAUAUCUGCACGUAUGUGUGAUUGUGUGUAUGUGUGUAUUUAUAUGUGUACGUGUGUGUGAUUGUGUAAAUGUACUGUGUGUGGGUGUGCAUUUGUACGUGUGUAUAUCUGCACAUAUGUGUGAUUGUGUGUAUUUAUAUGUGUGUGUGAUUGUGUAAAUGUACUGUAUGUGUGUGAUUGUGUGUGUAUAUUUGUACGUAUGUGUGAUUGUGUAUAUUUAUAUGUGUGAUGGUGUAAAUGUACUGUAUGUGUGUGUGUGUGUAUAUUUUUACAUAUUUGUAUGUUUUUUAUAUGUGUACAUAUGUAUGUGUGAUUUGGUAAAUGUACUGUAUGUGUGUAUGUAUAGGUUUACAUAUGUGUAUGUGUGAUUGUGUGUGUGUAUAUAUAUAUAUAUGUGUGUGUAUGAAUGUGUGAUUGUGUAUAUGGGUGUGUAUAUGAUUGUGUGUGUGUAUAUUUUUAUAUAUUUGUAUGUGUGAUUGUGUGUGUAUAUAUGUAUGUGUGUAUAUCUGCACGUAUGUAUGUGUGUGAUUGUGUAAAUGUAUGUGUGUAUUUGUAGUUUUACAUAUGUGUAUGUGUGAUUGUGUGUAUGUAUGCGUGAUUGUGUUUGUGUGGUUUUUUAUAUGUGUACAUAUGUAUGUGUGAUUUGGUAAAUGUACUGUAUGUGUGUAUGUAUAGGUUUACAUAUGUGUAUGUGUGAUUGUGUGUGUGUGUGUAUAUAUAUAUAUAUAUAUAUAUGUGUGUGUAUGAAUGUGUGAUUGUGUAUAUGGGUGUGUAUAUGAUUGUGUGUGUGUAUAUGAAUGUAUGAUUGUGUGUGUGUAUAUGAAUGUGUGAUUGUGUAUAUGUGUGUGUGUAUAUGAAUGUGUGAUUGUGUAUAUGUGUGUGUAUAUGAUUGUGUGUGUGUGUAUAUGAAUGUGUGAUUGUGUAUAUGUGUGUGUGUAUAUGAAUGUGUGAUUGUGUAUAUGUGUGUAUGAAUGUGUGAUUGUGUAUAUGUGUGUGUAUAUGAAUGUGUGAUUGUGUAUAUGUUUGUAUGAAUGUGUGAUUGUCUAUAUGUGUGUGUAUAUGAAUGUGUGAUUGUGUAUAUGUGUGUGUGUGUAUGAAUGUGUGAUUGUGUAUAUGUGGGUAUAUAUGAAUGUGUAUAUGUGUGUGUAUAUGAAUGUGUGAUUGUGUAUAUGUUUGUAUGAAUGUGUGAUUGUCUAUAUGUGUGUGUAUAUGAAUGUGUGAUUGUGUAUAUGUUUGUAUGAAUGUGUGAUUGUCUAUAUGUGUGUGUAUAUGAAUGUGUGAUUGUGUAUAUGUUUGUAUGAAUGUGUGAUUGUCUAUAUGUGUGUGUAUAUGAAUGUGUGAUUGUGUAUAUGUUUGUAUGAAUGUGUGAUUGUCUAUAUGUGUGUGUAUAUGAAUGUGUGAUUGUGUGUGUGUGUGUGUAUAUGAAUGUGUGAUUGUGUAUAUGGGUGUGUAUAUGAUUGUGUGUGUGUAUAUGAAUGUAUGAUUGUGUGUGUGUGUGUGUGUAUAUGAAUGUGUGAUUGUGUAUAUGGGUGUGUAUAUGAUUGUGUGUGUGUAUAUGAAUGUGUGAUUGUGUAUAUGUGUGUGUGUGUAUGAAUGUGUGAUUGUGUAUAUGUGUGUGUAUGAAUGUGUGAUUGUGUAUAUGUGGGUAUAUAUGAAUGUGUAUAUGUGUGUGUAUAUGAAUGUGUGAUUGUGUAUAUGUGUGUAUGAAUGUGUUAUUGUGUAUAUGUGUGUGUAUAUGAAUGUGUGAUUGUGUAUAUGUGUGUGUAUAUGAAUGUGUGAUUGUGUAUAUGUGUGUGUAUAUGAAUGUGUGAUUGUGUAUAUGUGUGUGUAUGAAUGUGUGAUUGUGUAUAUGUGUGUGUAUAUGAAUGUGUGAUUGUGUAUAUGUGUGUAUGAAUGUGUGAUUGUGUAUAUGUGUGUAUGAAUGUGUGAUUGUGUAUAUGUGUGUGUAUAUGAAUGUGUGAUUGUGUAUAUGUGUGUGUAUAUGAAUGUGUGAUUGUGUAUAUGAAUGUGUGAUUGUGUAUAUGUUUGUAUGAAUGUGUGAUUGUGUAUAUGUGUGUGUAUAUGAAUGUGUGAUUGUGUAUGUGUGUGUGUAUAUGUGUGUGUGUAUAUGAAUGUGUGAUUGUGUAUAUGUGUGUGUAUAUGAAUGUGUGAUUGUGUAUAUGUUUGUAUGAAUGUGUGAUUGUGUAUAUGUUUGUAUGAAUGUGUGAUUGUGUAUAUGUUUGUAUGAAUGUGUGAUUGUGUAUAUGUGUGUGUAUAUGAAUGUGUGAUUGUGUAUAUGUUUGUAUGAAUGUGUGAUUGUGUAUAUGUGUGUGUAUAUGAAUGUGUGAUUGUGUAUAUAUGUGUGUAUAUGAAUGUGUGAUUGUGUAUAUGUUUGUAUGAAUGUGUGAUUGUGUAUAUGUGUGUGUAUAUGAAUGUGUGAUUGUGUUUAUGUGGGUAUAUAUGAAUGUGUGAUUGUGUUUAUGUGGGUAUAUAUGAAUGUGUAUAUGUGUGUGUAUAUGAAUGUGUAUAUGUGUGUGUGUAUGAAUGUGUGAUUGUGUAUAUGUGUGUGUAUAUGAAUGUGUGAUUGUGUAUAUGUUUGUAUGAAUGUGUGAUUGUGUAUAUGUUUGUAUGAAUGUGUGAUUGUGUAUAUGUGUGUGUAUAUGAAUGUGUGAUUGUGUAUAUGUGUGUGUAUAUGAAUGUGUGAUUGUGUAUAUGUGUGUGUAUAUGAAUGUGUGAUUGUGUUUAUGUGGGUAUAUAUGAAUGUGUGAUUGUGUAUAUGUGUGUGUAUAUGAAUGUGUGAUUGUGUAUAUGUUUGUAUGAAUGUGUGAUUGUGUAUAUGUGUGUAUAUGAAUGUGUGAUUGUGUAUAUGUGUGUGUAUAUGAAUGUGUGAUUGUGUAUAUGUGUGUGUAUAUGAAUGUGUGAUUGUGUUUAUGUGGGUAUAUAUGAAUGUGUAUAUGUGUGUGUGUGUAUAUGAAUGUGUGAUUGUGUAUAUGUGUGUGUGUGUAUGAAUGUGUGAUUGUGUAUAUGUGUGUAUGAAUGUGUGAUUGUGUAUAUGUGUAUAUGAAUGUGUGAUUGUGUUUAUGUGUGUGUGUGUAUGAAUGUGUGAUUGUGUAUAUGUGUGUGUGUGUAUGAAUGUGUGAUUGUGUAUAUGUGUGUAUGAAUGUGUGAUUGUGUAUAUGAAUGUGUGAUUGUGUUUAUGGGGUCUAUUUAACAAAGGUCUGUCGGACCUUACCCAACAGUGCGGAUCAGGUCCGACAGACAUCGCUGAAUGCGGAGAGCAAUACGCUCUCCGUAUUCAGCAUUGCACAAGCAGAUUUGCGGCCAAUUGGCCGCCAGCAGGGGGUGUCAAUCAACCUGAUCAUACUCGAUCGGGUUGAAUUGCGGCGAUGUCUGUCUGCCUGCUCAGAGCAGGCGGACAGGUAACUGGUGUUUCCAGAGAGCCUGCAGGCUCGCCAGAAACACGGGCUCCGGAGCUUGAUAAAUGGGCCCCUAUGUGUGUGUAUGAAUGUGUGAUUGUUUGUGUGUGUAUAUGAAUGUGUGUAUUUAUAGGUUUACAUUUGUGUAUGUGUGAUUGUGUGUAUAUGAAUGUGUGAUUGUGUGUGUGUGUGUGUGUGUGUAUGUAUGUGUGAUUGUGUGUGUGUGUAUAUGAAUGUGUGAUUGUGUGUGUGUGUGUGUAUGUAUGUGUGAUUGUGUGUGUGUAUGUAUGUGUGAUUGUGUGUAUGUAUUUGUGUAUGUUAAUAAACAAUAUGCAAAGUGAGUAAAUAGAAGAAAAAUCGAAUUACCGCGAAUAUCAAAGUGUAAAAUUACAGUGUAUCCAAUUAUAAAAACAAUGUGACUAUAAAGAAAAACUAAAAUUAGUGUACAAUGUGCAUAUAAAUAAAACAUUUUUUAAAGGA